AUGUCUAUUAAUUUUCCUGCUUUAUUUUCUUUGAUUUCUGCUUCUACAAAAUCGAGAUUUUUUAAUGUGAGGCCUCGUUUUUCAUCUUCGUAUUGCGUAAAUGAUUAUAUUGACGAAAACAGUGAGGACCAAGCUGUCCUUCUUAAGCAUCAGAUUCAUGUCCCUGAUGCUUCUAACUUCUAUAAAUCUCUUUUGAGUAGCUCAACUCAUAUGAUUGAUUUGAAGCAGAUUCAUGCCCAAUUUAUAAUUUCUGGACUUCAUACUAAAGAAAGCUUUUUGGUCUCUGAAUUUAUGAAUGCAUGCUUAAGAAUCGGUGAAAUUGGCUAUGCUCGUCAGGUUUUUGAUGCCUUUCCUCAACCAAAUAUAUCUAUGUGGAAUGCAAUUGUUGGUGGAUAUAGUAAAAGUAAUAUGUUGCGUGAGUCAAUUGAAACGUAUGCUGGAAUGAAGCGGGCUGGGGUGAGUCCUGAUUACUAUAUUCUUACACAAGUGCUCAAGGCAUGCAGCUUAUUAAAGCUUCUUCAGAUGGGUGGGGCUAUCCACGGCCAUAUAUGUAGGCUUGGCCAUGAUUCUAACAUGUUUGUGCAAAGUGGACUGGUUUCACUUUAUGCUGAGUGUGGUAGAAUUGAUUAUGCCAAGAAGCUUGUUUCUUAUGAUGGCUUGUUGUGUAGUAGUAGAUCAAUUGUUGUUUCUUGGACCGCCAUUAUAUCAAAAUGUGCACAAAGUGGUAAUUCCAUGGAGGCUUUGAGACUUUUCAGUGAUAUGAGGAUGAUGAAAAUGAAGCCUGAUUGGAUUACUCUAGUGAGUGUUCUGAGAGCUUGUGCUGAUCUUGAUUAUUUGGAACAAGGAAAAUCUCUACAUGGUUGUGUCCUUAAAAUGGGUCUUGUAUCAGAAGAAGAUUUGCAAAUUUCACUUACAGCUAUGUAUGCAAAAUGUGGGGAAGUGAUGGUGGCAAGAUAUUUAUUUGAUCAGAUAAAUAAACAAAAUCUGAUAUUGUGGAAUGCUAUGAUUUCUGGAUAUGCUAAAAAUGGUUAUGCUGAGAAAGCUGUAGAGCUGUUUAAACUAUUGGCCAAGAAGAAGGAUAUGAAGCCAGAUUCUAUCACUCUGAGGGCUGCUAUUCUAGCCUGUGCUCAAGUUGGCUCAAUUGAUCUGGCAAGAUGGAUGAAUGAUUAUGUCAGUAGAAGUGAUUACCAAAAUCAUGUAUAUGUAAAAACAGCACUUGUUGAUAUGUUUUCUAAAUGCGGAACUGUGGAAGUAGCUAGGCAAGUUUUCAAUAAGAUUCGUGAUAAGGACGUUGUUGUUUGGAGUGCCAUGAUAGUGGGAUAUGGAUUGCAUGGUUGUGGCCGAGAAGCUAUUGAUCUUUAUGAUGCAAUGGUGCAAGCUGAAGUGAUGCCUAACGAUGUCACUUUUCUUGGGCUUCUUCUGGCAUGUAAAAACUCAGGGCUGGUCAGAGAGGGAUGGACUUUUUUCCAUAGCAUGAAAGAUUACGGCAUAGAGCCUCUUCACCAACAUUAUGCUUGUGUUGUAGAUCUGCUUGGUCGUGCGGGCUACUUGGCAGAAGCCUACAAAUUUAUUGUUAGAAUGCCCAUGCAACCAGGAAUAACAGUAUGGGGUGCCCUUCUGAGUGCAUGCAAAAUCCAUCGCCAUGUACAAAUGGGAGAAUAUGCAGCUUCUAAAGUUUUUGCGAUAGAUCCAAAUGAUACUGGACACUACGUACAGUUAUCAAAUCUUUAUGCUGCAGCACGUAUGUGGGAUCAGGUUAAUGAAAUUCGCAAGCUUAUGAAAGAGAGAGGGUUGAGCAAGGAUUUUGGAUUUAGUCUUAUUGAAAUCAAUGGAAAGCUCCAAGUAUUUCGUGUAGGAGACAAUUCACAUCCAAGAUAUGAGGAAAUUUGGAAAAAGCUUGCUGAUUUGGAGAGGAGGUUGAAAGAAGCUGGAUUUUCCCCUGAUUCAGAAUCUAAUUUACAUGAUUUGAGUUCUGAGGACAUGCAGGAGAGUCUUUGUAAUCAUAGUGAGAGGUUAGCAGUUGCUUGUGGUCUCAUCUCAACACCAUCAGGAAGCACUCUUCGGAUAACAAAAAAUCUCAGGGCAUGUGUCAACUGUCACUCUGCUAUUAAGCUUAUAUCAAAAUUCACCAAUCGGGAAAUAAUUAUUCGAGAUGCUAAUCGAUUUCAUCAUUUCAAAGAUGGAGUUUGUUCUUGUGGAGACUAUUGGUGAAAGCAUUUGCGCAUGUUAUGAUGAUUUGGUUGAACCACUCUAGAGGAGAUGCUUCAGAGCACAUUCCGCCAAGGGUUAAAUAACUAAACAGUACACACUAAAGGAGUAUGAUUUGCCACAUUUGCCAGGUACCA
This is a messenger RNA of Chenopodium quinoa (quinoa), 2345 nucleotides long. Its product is annotated as pentatricopeptide repeat-containing protein At3g12770-like. Gene Ontology annotation, biological process: RNA modification. Gene Ontology annotation, molecular function: zinc ion binding; RNA binding; protein binding. The transcript has a single exon. Bases 1 to 2211 code for a protein of 736 amino acids. NCBI's taxonomy places the organism in Eukaryota, Viridiplantae, Streptophyta, Magnoliopsida, Caryophyllales, Amaranthaceae. The record is from RefSeq and is a predicted model, not a curated record.